Molecule: messenger RNA, 3714 nt
Organism: Cuscuta campestris
Lineage: Eukaryota; Viridiplantae; Streptophyta; Magnoliopsida; Solanales; Convolvulaceae
Source: the annotation of a GenBank genome assembly
AGAAAACUGCUAAUGGCUCACCACAUAAUCCAAUCCCUUUUAGGCAUAAUACAAAAUGAAAAUCCAGUGUGUUAUGAUAGUGACAAUCCUUUGACAUCAGAGACAUGACUUGUAGGGUGUAUGAAAACCAUCAGAAGAACAAAAAACAUGGGUAAGCAAUGCCUAAGCCUUCCUAGGUUUGCUUGCAGCAAUUUGAGACUCGGGCUCCUUUUUUACAUGCUCUUCUUUUUCAGACAAGAUCAACUCAAUAUGGCAUGAGGAAGACAUGUAAGGGUUAAUUCGACCGUGAGCACGGUAUGUACGGCGCCUUUGCUUCUGGGCUUGGUUCACUUGAAUGUGAGAGAUGUAGAGAGAAUCCACAUCAAGCCCUUUGACCUCAGCAUUGCUUUCGGCAUUUUUAAGCAAAUCCAGAAUGAACUUGGCAGAUUUUACAGGCCAUCGUCCCUGUCCAUUGGGAUGUCUGUUCUUCGCCUGAGCAGUCCUUCCAACACCUCUACAGAAGCGGGUGAAAGGAAUGGCCUGUUUGUGUGCCAAUACAUCUUCAAGAUACCUUUUUGCCUUUAUUAGAGGUAGCUUCCUAAUAGCAUGUGCUGUUUCCCUGGUGUUCUUGAAAUGAACUCUGAGAUCUGCACCCCUGGCUUUGCAGGACUUGGUGGGAUUAACUCUUCCCAGCUAUGCCACAAAUUGGAAAAGUCGUUGGACUGAGGAAAGGAAAUCCUUCGGUUGUCUUCACAGGAGAGGAGGAGCAGCAUCUUGCGCAAGAACUCCAGUACGCUGUUGUGGGCAGGUCUAACAUCUCUCCUCCAUUGAAUGAUCUCCACAGAAUCCUCUACUCCAUAGGAUUCAAGGCGUUCUUAAUCAAACCCCUUUCAAGGUAUGACACACUCUUCAUCUUCCAAUUUGAACAUGAUUACCAGAGGUUCCUUCUGCGUAGAACAUGGAAGUUUGGCAAGGCAGAUUUUUAUGUUUUCAAAUGGUCUCCUGAUUACUCCUCUAGCACAGAUUGCCCUGUUAUCCCUGUUUGGGUCUCUAUCUUCAAUGUCCCUCUCCACCUUUUUCACCCACCAGCCCUUUACACCCUAGCCUCUUGUCUUGGUAGACCCUUCAAACCAGAUGAACGAACCCUAAUUGGCAAAAACACCAGCAGGGCCAGAAUGUGUAUUGAAAUUGAUUUCUCCAACCCAGUCCCACAGGCCAUACACCUUCGGCUAGGGGCACGAGACUUUAAUCUUCCCUUAACCAUUGAAAAGCCCCCUUCUUUCUGUCAUACCUGCAAGCUUUUAGGCCACAAGGAAUCAUCUUGCAAAAAACGAUUUGUCGCCGGAAAAGUCCACACCGGCGACACACUGAUGGUGGCAAAUGGAGAUUCAGAUUGGACUAUAGUCAAGAGGAAACGUCCAACACAAAAUCCCCAAACUUGCCUAGUCCCUGUGCAUUACUGGAAAAUUAAGGACCCCAGUCAAAACCCUCCUGCUGCAAAUAUAUGCCAAGCUGGUACAUCCAAAAGUACAGCUCACUCUCCCACUUUAGCACCCUUAUCCCCCACCCCUAGUCAAUCUGCCAGCUUAAUCCCUAAACCCCACAUCACCUCCAAUGUUCAUCCCAAUACCACCCCCAACAUUUGUCCUGAGCUCCUUAACCUCAUGGACCUUGACCCAACCCCUACUCUCCCAUCUGGUAGUCUAGACGACACCACCUCCCCAGAGGUUAUUAACCAUGACCCAACCACUACUAUUCUCAAUAAUCUUGGCUUUCCAUUGCAUGACACUGACAGUGAGGAGGAACUGGACAUCCACUGCCACUCUGAAGGGGAUGAUGAACCAUACAUCAAAGGAAACCUUGAACCCUUCAUCCUUAAACCAACACUUAAAUGUGCACAGGUCCUUAAUAUCUCCUCUAUUUAUGGCAAGCAUGACCUAAUCCAAAGGAGGGACUUAUGGAACCUCAUUACUGCUCAUAGACCUACUGAUGAAAUGUGGAUUUUAGGAGGUGACUUCAACGCCAUCACCUCCCUUUCAGAACACAAAGGUACCGCUACCCCGUGCAGCAGAAGUAUGGCAGAAUUCAAUGAAUGCAUUGAAGAGAACUCCCUUAUACAGAUUUCUCCUUCCAAAGGAUGGUUUACUUGGUGUGGGAAAAGGGGCCAAGGGAGAGUUUGGCGAAGGCUUAAUAGAAUACUAAUCAACUCAGAGGUUGUUAACACCUUUGAUGAAAUCAGCUGCAAACACCUCAGUAAAACUGGAUCCGAUCACAACCCCCUCCUUCUUGAGUGCACCACUGCCCACAUCUCAGCCCCCAAAUCCUUUAGAAUCCUUCACCCCUGGCUCACACACACAACAUUCCUUGCUAUGGUAUCAAAGUACUGGAGCUCAACCCCAACCUCUGGAGGAAUGAGGGGCUUAUGUAACAAGCUUCAAGGACUAAAGGCUGUCAUCAGAGAAUGGAAUAAGAGUAUCUUUGGGGACAUUUUUUUUGCUGUCAAACAGGCCGAAAAGGAAUCCAUGGCUGCAGAAAUUGCCUUUGAUGAGAGGCCAACAGAAACAAACAGAGAAACUUGGUCCAAAGCUAAAGCUAAGCUCAUCCUAGCCACCAACACAGAAGUGGAAUACUGGAAGCAGAAAGCUAAUGUAAGAUGGAUGGAAAAAGGUGAUGCCAACUCAAAAUACUUCCAUUCCCUUGUUAAAGGCAGAAAACACAAAUUAUCCAUCAAGCAUAUCAAGUCCUCAGAAGGCAGAAACCUUACCCAGCCCAAGGAAAUCCAAACAGAAGCUGUUAACCACUUCACCAAAAUUUAUACCAAAUCAUCUGUCCAUGGCCUGGAGGAAAUCACUCAGUUCAUCCCAAACGUAAUCACAGAGGAGGAAAACAAUAACCUUACCAUUCUCCCCACCCUUGAAGAGGUCAGAGCAGCAGUUUGGGACCUUGAUCCACACAGCACCAGUGGACCGGAUGGCUAUACAGGGGAGUUCUUCAGGAAAACUUGGCACAUUUUAGGACAAGACCUCCACAAAGCUGCACAGGAAUUCUUCCUCGGUAUUCCCACCCCCAAGGCCUAUGGAAUUCGUGCUCUUCACCACAUACAGCAAGCGUACUCAUACAAACUAUGGGCAAAGAUCAGAUCUGACCAAGGACUUUGGGCAACAUUCAUGCACAGGAAAUACCUCAAAAGCAACAUCUUUAAGGAAAGGCUUCCAGACUCUGCGGUUUGGAAGAGGAUCUUUAGAGUAAAUGCAACGGCAACUGAACACACAACCAUGACGGAUGGCACACUGAAAUGGAUGGACAAAGAUUUCACCCUGAAAGCAGCCUAUCUCUCUACCCUGCAACCUGUCCCACCCCAGAUACAGAACAAAUUUAUUUGGCACAAAUAUCAGACACCAAACAUCAAGCUCUUCCUCUGGAAAGUCCAUCACAAUGCCCUCCCCUUCACACCUAAUGUACGAACUCUCUCUAUCCCUAUGGACCACUACCCUCAUCCAACAGUACAAUCCAACAUCACCUACUCCAAUGGUGGGCAAAAGCAAGGGGAAAAGGAUUAGAAGGUAACCUACGUGCAGUGGUACCCGGUUUUAUUGCAUAGACCCUUUGGAAGAAUCACACCUCGGCCCUCCAUGAAGAUAGGCAAAACAACAUUCAUGGCUUGAUCAAAACUAUAACCUCUCUUAUCCAAAGGUGGUACUGGAUAAAUAGGAGGAAAAAAUGGCUAAUCAAGGG